Molecule: messenger RNA, 1053 nt
Organism: Puccinia graminis f. sp. tritici CRL 75-36-700-3
Lineage: Eukaryota; Fungi; Basidiomycota; Pucciniomycetes; Pucciniales; Pucciniaceae
Exons: 2
Coding region: 1-1053 (350 amino acids)
Biological process (GO): DNA integration; DNA recombination
Molecular function (GO): DNA binding
Source: RefSeq, a predicted model, not a curated record
AUGGAAAUGGUCGAUUCAUCAGAAGACAUAGUGAUAGUAGAUAACCAACCACUAACAGUGGGGCAUCUAAACAAAAUUAAAGCGUUUGCUGCAAAUGGAACGACUCAUUAUCCUAUUUCUACGUUAAACGCCCACUUAUUGAGUGGGUGGAAGUGGAAUACUAUUCUAGGAUACAACGCUGCAGUGAAGAAAUUUAUAUUCUUUAAAAAUUUAUCCGGUAAUCACAAUUUCAAGUUACCGGCGUCGAAGAAAGAUAUCGAAGAUUUUUGCUUCUGGGCGGGUAGAAAUUUAUAUUUAAACAACUCGUACAAGAUAUCGGCACCGUCAAUCAAAAAGUAUUUGUGUGGUUUAAAAGCAUGGCAUACGUUUCACAACGAAGAAUACCCAGAGAUAGCAGACAAACGAAUCGAACUAUUGCUUAAAGCAUCGUUCAGAAUAGAUGCAACGCUGCCGAAGAAACCGAAGAAACCACCAAUUCUACUGAAGCAUUUGAUCUGGCUUUCGAACGCAUUAUUCCCCGGCGGAGAUAUUGAUAAAACAAUAAUGGAUUUGGCGAUUGUUUCUUUUUGGGGGAUGGCACGUUUAGGCGAAUUUACUUACGACAACCCUUUCGGAGACUUAAAUUCGGAAAACUCAGUUUUGACAUCAGACGUCAGACUCGUCAGGUCGCCAAUAGGCGAGAAGGCUAUUAUAACCGUUCGUAACGCCAAAACAGCGCAACCCGGUAAACCCCAAGAAAUUGUGGUACAUAGUUUGAAAAAUAUGUUAUGCCCCGUAUUAGCAUUGAAACGAAGACUAGAAGAAGUGAAUGGAACAGACACCUCAUUAUUCGGUUUUUACAGAGAUGGAGUUAGGCGACAUCUAACGAGGCCGAUUUCGGUGAACAGGAUCCAAUUGGUUCUUCGAGUAGGAGGUUUUGAAGGUCUCCUCGGACACUCCUUUCGAGUCGGUGGCGCCUCCUUAAGAUUAUAUAUUAGAGAAUACACCGCCGAAGAUAAAGAAGAUAGCAAGAAGAUCAUUGCAGAGUUAAAUGAGUUGUGGGAGGAAGAUUGA